AUGACACGUAUUGUAUGUAUAAGUGAUACUCAUUCACGUUAUCAAUUUGAACUUCCAGCUGGUGAUAUACUUGUUCAUGCGGGUGAUUUUACUUUAUCAGGUCUACAAACUGAAGUCGAAAAUUUUAUAAAAUGGCUUAAAUCUUUAACACAAUAUCGUUUAAAAAUAAUUAUUGCCGGUAAUCAUGAUUUAACUCUUGAACCGGAAUUUUAUGAACAAACAUGGAAACAAUGGCAUCAUAGAGAAAAACAAGAUUAUGAAAAAAUUGGACAAUUAAUACGUGAUCCAUCGUUAGCAACUGAUUAUGGAAUUAUUUAUUUAGAACAACAAGAAUUUAUUGAUCAACAAACAGGAUUAAAAUUUUAUGGAAGGUAA
Messenger RNA from Rotaria sordida, 375 nucleotides. NCBI's taxonomy places the organism in Eukaryota, Metazoa, Rotifera, Eurotatoria, Philodinida, Philodinidae. The record is from the annotation of a GenBank genome assembly.